Molecule: messenger RNA, 7954 nt
Organism: Bicyclus anynana (squinting bush brown)
Lineage: Eukaryota; Metazoa; Arthropoda; Insecta; Lepidoptera; Nymphalidae
Product: autophagy-related protein 2 homolog A
Exons: 38
Coding region: 329-6844 (2171 amino acids)
Biological process (GO): autophagy of mitochondrion; reticulophagy; piecemeal microautophagy of the nucleus
Cellular component (GO): phagophore assembly site; extrinsic component of membrane
Molecular function (GO): phosphatidylinositol-3-phosphate binding
Source: RefSeq, a predicted model, not a curated record
GUACAAGCCAAGCAAUACCUACGCAUAGGAAAUAUUACAAUUUACAUUAUUUCAAUACUACAAUUCGAUUAAAUUACGGUAACUGUUAUACUCUGUAUUACAACACUAUUUACUCAACAUAUCCAUUUUAUAUCUACUUUGGUCAUAAACAAACGCAUUCUACUCCUGGCAACCGUUGUCUGUGGCGUCAACUGACAUUUGACAUUUCCCAAAGGUGAAAAGGAACGCAAUGUUUAUUUACGUGCCCAAGUCAAUCACACGCAAAUCACAAUAGUCAUUACGCACAAAAGUAAAAAAUUUAAAGUGUGAUGAUCGCAAAGUUUUAAAGAUGUUGUGGUAUCUGCCAUGGUCCGAGAGCAUCAAGAAGAGAGCCUGCAGAUAUUUACUCCAACGCUACUUAGGAAAUUUCCUUGAAGAAAAGCUCACUUUGGCCCAGCUGAGUGUUGAUCUUUACAAUGGGACUGGUACUGUUUCCGACGUUAGCCUUGACUGCGAGGCGCUCAAUGAACUUGGUGAUAGUCAAAAUUGGCCCCUCGAGAUAGUUGAUGGGCAUAUGAGAGAAAUAACUGUGACAGUCCCUUGGUCAACAAUACUCAAAGAUGACUCCAUUGUGGAAAUCAAUGGCCUGUCCCUCACUGUUCAGCCCAAAGUCAGAGCAGAACCAGUGUCAUCAAUGCUGGAAUCCAUGUGGUCAUCCAUGUCAUCGUCCAUGCAGCUGGCGGCAGAGUGUCUGCAAGAGGAAGCCGGCCCCCAGGAGUCCAAUCCAGUGGAAGGCAUUGAAAUGUUUGCCCACGCCAUAGAUUCAAUUUUGAGCAGAGUAAAAGUGAAAUUUGUAAAUACAAAAAUAAGAAUAGAACAUGUCCCUAAAAAUGGAGAUAGAGGUAUUGCGUUGGAGAUUCACAUCAAACACAUCGACUACUUCGAUGAAGCCGGUUCCGAGCCGCUACCAGAGGCUACAGACACUGAAAAAACCAAAACAUACAUAGUAGCGACUUACACUAACAAAAAAAUCAAAUUCAGCGGCGUAACAUUCUACAUAGGCGAGUUCCCAUCUAAAUUACGAACUAUGGCACCCAGUUUGAUAAUGGAGAAAUCCCAAGGUUCUUCACAAGCUGAAAAAUCCGAAGCAGCAUCCGUCGAAAUACCAGACUCUAACUAUCAGAGCACUUUGUCUGAUGUCUUCUAUGAAACGAGAAGCGUUUUAUCGACGUUAGAAUCUGAUCCAAUAAAAGAAAUUAUAGAAGAGAAAGCACCCAACAGUGUUAGAGAACCUACACCGGAUGAAAGGGUCAAUCAACCAGAUCCAAUAUUGUUUGCAAAAUUGACCGGACAACAGGAGUUGGCAUUAAAACUCAAACAUUCUGAAGAAGUUGAAGGGCCCAAGGUUGAAGUGAGCAUUUUGUUGGGCUCGUUCCUGCUGUUCAUAACGCCGAGGCAGUUGCAUACGCUACUAGAAAUUGUUGAUGCACUAAAUCAACCACACUUAGAAGAUACGAGCAAUAUACCAGUAAGGCCAAGUGGAUCUAACAUGCAAUGCAAGCCGAUGAAGCACGCUGACUUCCAGCUUAUAGAGGCGCAGUUACUCGGCAAUCUGGAGAAACAGCAUACCAAGCCCGCUGGCAAAUAUGGCUGGUCUGGACCUAGCUUCGAGGACAGUGAUGUAGAGAACGACAAGUUCCUGCCGAUGACGUCACAGGGCCAUCCAAUGGCGGACAGCUUCAGCUCGUCCAUGAGCUCCAUGAACACCAGCACCACGUCCAGUAUGAACAUACCCGCGCAGCCGAGGAUCAAGAGGAACAAGAAAGUUCCUCAUAUCGACGGGGACCCUACGGCUGAAGUAUCCCACAUAAGCUUACGCGUCGCUUCAUUCUCCUGCGUUUUACUUCAUAAGGACAUUUUAAUAUAUACGCCAAUGGCUACCGACUGCGUGUCACCAUCUUCAGUGAAUAAGAUGCAGCACACGGCUACGGAAUUCUUCAACCAUAUAGAAAUAUUUAGCAAACUGGGGGAGAGAGACUUGAGAGGAACUAAUGAUGUGUUGGAUAAGGCUACAGAGAGAAACCAUUUGAGGUUGCUAACAUCAGAGAUAAGCUUAGAUGGCAGUGAGAAAGUGACGUCACACGGCAGUCAGACGAUGUGUGAGGCAGCUGUUAAGAGCAUUCUUGUCCGCGAAUGUCUCUACUACCAGGAGCAGACUGAUGACGUCAAGCCUCAAAACUUUGACUUGAUACGCUUUGAGAAGAAAGAUGACGACGAAAACACCAGCGUGCCACCAAAAUCAAACUUAAGACUUAAUUUCAAACAAACCUCAAGAUAUAUGCGAAUAUCAGGAGAAAAUAAAUUGGUACAUCCCACAACAGAUAUUGUGCUAAAAUGUACACCAUUCCACAUAGAUGUAGACCUCACGUUGAUAGACCGCAUGUCCGCGACGUUCUUCGGUGGAGCGAAAAGUGCCAACACGCCUACGCCAUUGCCGGCGCCGCAAGCACACAUGAACCUAUCAUUGCAAUGUCCCAACCUUAAUGUUAUACUCAGAUUCCCAAUCGCAGACCUGCGGUCGGGUAUCAGCCGCGAGGUGCGCCGCGUCCGGGCCGACUACCUCGUGUUCACGUUCAGUAACGCCACCGUGGGCAUGCAGCAGACCCAGAGCACGCGUCCCUUGCCCACCACUGUCACUGUCAAGGCCACUACGCUAGACCUGUACUACCAUGAAAACGAGCAUCUCCCGGCGACACACAUAGCUCAGUCAAGUAUGGACGAUGCGUCGUUUGAGAGUAACAUUCUUAGGGGAAAUGUUAACGCGCCUUUACCUAUGAUUUCACUAACAUUCCAACCUAGAGAGACCAACAAAGGGCCAUUCGAUUCUCUACACGAGGAUAUCGGUUUCGAGUCCAAGCCAAUGAAUCCAAUGACAACCUCAAUGUACAUAAUGAACAACCUGCGGAGCAACCUGCCCAGUCCCUUCAGCGGGAAGAAAAUGGCGCACCAGAGUAUAAGCAAGCAUGAUAAUAAUCAGCAAGGCCAAGAAGAAGACAUCAUAACGCCGGGAACAGAUGAGGAGAUGGCGGAAUUCACCAACAGUUCUGUAGAACACUCGUCGAUACACCUCGCAUUCAAUCUGCCUAUACUGAGCUUGCAACUUGAAUCAAAACAGCUGUACGAGAUAAUCUACAACCGUAUAAACUCGGACCUGCUGCUCUGGGAGCCGCAGGUCGCAGAGCCCUUCGACAUCAGCCCGCACAUGUGCGCGCCCAUCUACCCGGCCUUCGGCCUGUGCAAAGGCAUGGGAUACGAUUCAGAUUCAGAGAGCACAUCGUCUGAGGAGGAAACCCUCUACUACUCGACCUACGACAAUAAACUUAAGAAGGGCAUCGGAAAUACUAAACCACUACCAGAAAAUAAAGAGAGCGAAACACACAACUUCUGCCUCACGCUUAAAGUCGGUAAAGGAUUGUUGACCAUUUACGCUCCUGUAAGGGAUAGCAACAAACGUGUAGUACCUGGCCAAAUGGGUGAGCUGGUACUGGAGGCGUAUAACCUGUCAAUGUGCCAAGUGAGCGGGUUGAAUGGACGAGCAAAAACCGCGCAGCUGUGUUUGAGAGGCGGCAAGACUACCUUGUACCAUGAACCCCUUCUAACAAUACCGUCAGAUAAACCUCCACUCAGACUGUAUGGUACAAGCUUACCCUGUCAUCUCAGAAGCACCAUCUAUCCGUCAAACAAAGGAGUUGCCAUCAAAGAGAGACUGCAAACCAAGGAUAUGUUUACGAUGGCUUUGAAGACUGAACCCGACUGUGAAACGCCCAAUUUGAAGACGAUAUGCAUAGCUCUGGGCAUAGAGCAAGCGACGCUCCGGCACAGAGGCGACAAGGGCAUCGCUUGGCUCAGCCAGCUGAUGGAUGUGCUUGAUGUGUUGGACUAUCCCGUGCCGGGAUACUCACCCUCUACGGUUCUGUCCGAGUUGCAUGUACAUGUAUGGGACUGUGCUGUGGAUUACAGGCCAUUAUACCUACCAAUAAGGACAGUAGUCACACUGGGAAACUUCAGUGUAUCAAGUAACUUAAUACCAGAGACCAACACUUCGUACCUUCGCUUCCUCGCCCAAGAGUGCACACUGUUCCUCUCAUACCUGACGGGGUCCAAAGCGAAUGUUCCAAUACCGCAGGACGAUGACAAAUACCCUGACAUAAGCAAAGACUAUGUUUGUGUUAUUGAUGUGGGAUUAUUUGAGUUGUCUUUGCGGAUGGAGGAUAAAAGCAGCGGCUCAAACGACCAGCCACAGGUGGACCUCACAGCGUCAAACAACAUGGUCAACAUGUACACGUGUUGGGACUCCGCGUCAGCUCUCUGUAGGCUGGUCACGUACGUGGCAUCUGAUGGUGAUUCCCAACCGCCGUUCGACAGGUCGCGGCACACCAGCAUAUGCUCUGAUCAACCAUUGGAGCCUUUAGUAGGCCUUGAAGAACGACCAAUAGAAGAAAUCAGGGAGUUAUCACCGAGCGAAAUACAACAAGUCAAUGAUUUGAUGGCUGAAGCAAUGAAAGAAAGCCCAAAUAAUACAACGGAGGAAGACGAACUAAAUAGUUCGACGGAAAAGGAAGGUGUAGAAGUAUUCUUCUUCCCAGACGAAUCCAACAUGAAACAGAAGCAGCUCUCUUCUGAAGCCAUAGACACGGAAGUUGAGCCUAAAUCCAUAGAGUACGAGGAAUCGUCCAAGUCAGAAGACACGCAUGAGGCGAAACCGACUAACAUGCAAGUCGCGAGGGAUCUUGGUGAUCCAACUUCUACACCAAAAACAACACCUAAAAAAGCAAAAAGAAAAAAAAUCAAAUCGUCCGGCGAAGGCAGCAAUACUGACGACGAGUACUGCAUAGUGGAGGAGCAGCCGUAUGGCGACAACGAGAUGGAUGAGCCGACUGUGACGUGGCUGGGCAAUGGCCCCACUUUCAUGGUCGACAACCACUUCACUGUGCCGGCCGCGCGCUCCGACGUGUUGAAGGCACCCAAGAGUUUCCCCCUGCCUGUGCUCAGAUAUACACUAUGUGAGAUGAGUCUGACCUGGAACAUGUUCGGAGGUACCGACUUCAGGCCGGCGAGUGAAUCACCGAGCAACAAGAAGACUGUCACGAUAGACGACUCUAGGAACCAAGGAUCACCCACAUCCUCAAAGCGCAGUAAAGACUACGAGCCGUACGAAGCGAGCAGAGCUAUAACGGAUGCAUACCGGCGCGGGGGGGUCAGCUGGUCGGCGGGCGCCGAGCGCGUGCGGCCGCAGGCGAAGACUCACAAGUGGGAGCUGCGGCUGCGGGGGGGCAAGCAUCGCGACCAUCACACCUGCGUCAAGUUGUGCCUCACCAAGGUGAAAUUCCAACACGAAGUAUACCCGCCCGGAGGCAUACAGGCAUCGCGCCAGACGCUCGCCAUCACCAAGGUAGAAGUCCUCGACAAGUUGCUGUGCAGCGACAUUAACAAGCUGCUCAGCCAGUACAAGCUCAAGGAUGAACCAGAACGGAAGAAUGCUCAUAUGCUAAUCGUGAAGGCAGUCCACCUCCGAGCAGACGCAGCGCUGCCGGCUCAAGAAUGCUGUCUAAAAGUGUCUCUGCUGCCGUUGCGGUUCAACUUGGACCAGGAUACUUUAGCUUUCCUCGUCGGCUUCUUCUCUAAGCUCGGAACUGAUGAGACUAGUGAGGAGGACACGAAAAGCGUGGGCGGUCUAUCAACCGAGUCGAGUGGGUCUCGUCAAACGACGCCCACGCACCGGCCGCCCGUCAUGAGCAUCGGCAGCCAUCUGCGCGACCCGCCGCCCACGCCCACUUCGCUGGGCGACGGGGACUGUCUUUCCUUGAACGAGACAGUUAUUCGUGAUGAUGAACCACUGAUGGAGACUUAUGAAGCAGAACGCUUGGUGUCAGAGAAUUUAAUACAAUUGGAACAAACGCUGGAGGAAGACUUUCAACGCUUAGGCAUUAAUCAAGAAAAACCCACAACUAAAGUACCAGACUCGGACCCUGUGGAUGAUUCUCCUAUAUACUUCAGACGCGUUGUAUUUUCACCGGAAGUGCCGAUCCGUUUGGACUAUGUGGGUAAACGGGUCGACCUUUCGGCAGGGCCCGUCGCCGGGUUGCUAAUGGGUCUCGGUCAACUUAACUGCUCUGAACUGACACUAAAGAGGCUGGAUUACAAGCUGGGGCUUUUGGGUCUAGAAAAGUUAGUGCAAUGGGCCCUACACGAGUGGCUCUCUGACAUAAAGCGACACCAGCUGCCUGGACUACUUAGCGGGAUCGGUCCUAUGCACUCGCUUUUGCAAAUAAUAACGGGUAUCAGGGACCUGGUGUGGCUGCCCGUGGAGCAGUGGCGGCGCGACGGGCGCCUCGUGCACGGACUGCGGCGCGGCGCCGCGUCCUUCACCGCGCGCACCGCCGUCGCCGCGCUCGACAUCACCGCGCGCCUGCUGCACCUCAUACAGGCUACCGCAGAGACAGCGUUUGAUAUGUUAACGCCGAGCCCGUCACUGCCGCUAACCGAUGCGCUGGAGCGAAGACCCCGCCGCCGCCGCCGUAGGGACCCCUCGCGCCAGCCUGCUGACAUACGGGAAGGGGUCGCUAGCGCCUACAACACUGUUAAGGAGGGCUUCGCUGAGACGGCGGCCACGAUGGCGGUGGCGGCGCGGCGCGGGCACGGCGCGGGCGUGCUGCGCCACCUGCCGGGCGCGGCCGUGGCCCCGCUGGCGCUGGCGGCGGCGGGCGCGGCCGACGUGCUGGGCGGCGUGCGCGCGCACCUGGCGCCGCACCUGCACCGCGACCACGCCGACAAGUGGCGCCGCCACGCGGAUUCGGCUGACUAAAUCUACAUUUGGUUCAUAAUGAUCUCCAUAGAUUUUGAAAAACUUAUAGACAACAACCAAACAAAAGACAUAAAAAAUGCAACAAAAACAAAUUAUGAGUAAAAUAAAAUUUCCUUUAAAUGAAGUCCCAAUAUUUUAGGAUGGUACAAUGUGUUUCAUAGCAGAGAACCAGAUUUUUUCAAAAUGUGAUAUAUUUUUAUACUUAACCGAUAAUAAUAAUUGUAAUUUUUAAAAGUCAUAUCAUAAUGUUGUUUAAAUAUCAUCAAAAUAAGCAUUAAGCUUCAGUUUUGCUUACGAAAGCUUUGUGUAUACAAGAAGUCGGUUAACUAUGGUGCUUGAUGUAUCGGAAUGGCAUUUUGAAGCAUUUAGUUGCUUAUUAUUAUUAUUAGGAUUAAUAAAUAGGUGUAAAUAUUUUUUUUAUAUAAUUAUAUUUCCUAUUUGAAUGAUUGUGGGUGCCAUGACAAAAAAAUGAUAAUAAUAUUAAAAAUAUUAUUCUUUUGAUUACAUUUAAUGUAACUUGAAAAUUAUUUCGGCAAGUAUGGAAAGCGUUGUAAUUGCUAUGUAUACAGGAUGCUCGGGAGUAUUUGCCAUAACUUCAAGGUUGACGAGUCCACUUAUUGGAGCCGAACUGUAUAAGUAAUAUUUUUUUAACUUAAAAAUAAAAUAUAUAUACAAAUAAAAUAUAUAUACUUAUACCAAGUAAUUCAAACAAUUCUGACUAGCCAUGUAACACACGCCUUAUCUAUCUUUGCAUUUCAUAAUGGCUACUUCAUAAUUAUAGGGAUGCGUUUAAGGGACAAAUUUUAAGAUCUAUUUACAAAAGAAAAGUUAUUUACCCCUAAAAUAAUAAUUUUAGAACACAUGUUCCUUGAACAUUUUUAAUUAAUUUUCGAUAAAUAAUAUAACCCCAGAGUUAUGGGAAAUACUCCCGAGCACCCUGUAUUUUCUUUAUUUGUAUGAUCAAGCUAGCGAGACUACUUUUUUACGAGCAAUAUUUUUAUAGGCUAGUGAAGUAAACUGUAAUAUUAGAAAAAUUACUAUAAAAUGUGAAAAAAUUGUAUCACUUUUUGUAAUGAAACUACUUAGAUCCAAAUAAAUCAAUAUUAAUUA